CCGCCUCUUGUCUGGAACUAAAGCGGAAGUACAAUGCACUGUACAUAAUUCGCUAUCAUAUAAGUUGUUACUUUUUUGCCCAUCCAUUUGGCACUGGUCUGCUUGUCCAUUGGUGGGGGAGGGCGAAGGUUUGGAGAAUUAUAUUUAGUAGCAGGACUGUAGUACGUGUUUUUGGGUAGUGUCUAAACCUAAAGGCUUAAGUGGCCAACAGGUCCUCUGUUGUGACUGGCUGGUAAGGGACCAACUCGGCUGUUCUGCUUUGUGUCCUAACUCGAAAGGCUGUCUGGAGUGGGGGAUGGCCUUACUGGCCUGUGUUUCCCAGUGCUGUUAGUAGAUGGGGUGUCUUGUGCAAGUAGCAAGUGCUUUUGUAUAUUUAUAAUAUAAGCCCGAAAACAGUUGAAUUAAAGCUUCUUGGUUAGAUCUUUUCUUUGCUCUGACUGCCUUGUUGUCAUAAUACCCUUUUUUUUUUGUUUUGUUUUUUUAAUAGACAAAGAUUGGCUUUUCAUCAGGGGGAGUGCUUGCAUUGAACCCUCAGUUUAAGGGAGUUUUGCCACCCACUGGCUGAGUGGCAAAAUGCUGAGAAUUUCCCCAUGUGCGGUUACCCUAAAUGUAGCUGUGGUGUGCUGCCCAUUGCCCCUUUCUCCUAUUUGUUGUAUAGAGACAAGUCAAAGUUGUCUGGGCUUUUCUGCCCUGCAUUGAGCUUACACCAUUGCUGCGCCAAACUACCCUGUAACAGUUACAUGAAUAACAUUUGCCUGUCACUGUGCUUACAGGUUUCAGCCGGAGACUGCACAUUUGAGAGCAUAGGGUAUUUUGGCAGGUUAUUGGCAUUUUGUCAGCUGCCGAGACAAAAGUAAUGUGUGGCACAGCCCUUACUAUGCUGUUUUGAAUUGUCUUCCAUAGAUUUUAUCAAGCUUGAUUGGUGUGAUAUAUGUCAUAAGUUUGUAACUUAUAGAUCAGGACCUCAAGAUGGUUGGCCAUUCUGUUCAGGAUGUGUGUUUACCCCCCCCCCCCUUAAUGCAGUAAAACUGUCUUAAUACAGUUUACAGGAGGCGCUAAGGAAUACAUAAUUUCAAGAUAAAUCUAAGGUUGUAAUUUAAUAUCCAGUCUUUAUCUGGGUCCUGUCAGGUAAAAGUUAAGGACCUCGGUCUAAUUUUUGGUUGCCUGUCAUGUAACAAGUUAAUAAAGAAAAAAUAUUUCCAAAUGGACUAGUUUAAGGGUAUAAUCGCCCUUUAGUACAAGGGGUCCAGGUGCCCAAACCUCAAAAAAACCUUUCGCUCACAGGAAAACUCCAAAACAAAAAUACCUCUAAAAUGAGGAAGCUAGGCUGGCACUAUAAGAAACUGGACCAAUCAGUGGAAAAGUGGUGCAAUUAAAAUAUUUCUAUAAAAAGCAUCUCAAACAUAAACAACCUGAUGCGUUUCGUGCCAAAGAUGGGCACUUAAUCAUAGGUGUCUGGAAUGGCUGAAGUAACUUUACGGGUUUUUGUGGUGUAGGAUUUUCACGUUUUAUUUGACUUGUUGAAGGAGCUUUAUAUUUCACUGAAAUGUCUCCAACCAGUGUAAUUUCCUUAAUUAAUGCUACUGAUUUAGUGGGAAUGAUUUACAAAAUGUGGCCAUUAAAAGCUGACAGUUCCAGACCAAAUUGGCAGCUUAAAGGAACAGUAAGGGCUCUGGCACACAGGGAGAAUUAGUCGCCCGUGUCAAAUCUCCCUUGUUACGGGUGACUAAUCUCCCCGAACUACCAUCCCACCGGCGAAAAUGUAAGUCGCCGGUGGGAUGGCACAUGCUGCGCAGGCGAUUUUGGCAAAUCGCCGAAGUUGCCUCGCGAGACAAACACACCAGUUGUAGCAAUGCAGGGCAAUAGUACAUUAUAUUGUAAUUACUUUUCUACGCUUUCAUUUUUUGGUUUUACUGUUCCUUUAACAUUGCCCAUUUAUCAACAUUUGGCUGUAAAAAAGGCCGCCUAUCAAUUUUGCAGGUUUGAAAAAACCCAGUUGGUUGAGUAUUUCAUCAUCAUAUUAAUUCAUACUCCUAUUAUGGUAAGACUGUUUGCCCAGCGGUCCAGACAUUUAGAUCAUUCCUAUUUGGCCUCCAAUGUUGGUGACCCAAUUGGACAAUUGGAUAAGACCCACUUGUGUGCCAACCUCUCCAGCCUGGUGAUUGCGUAAGGUACGGUGUGAAGUUCUGCUGAUGUUGGAAGGUGCAUGGGGCAGCAGGAACUCUGCAGUCCUCCUUAGAUUUCUUUUGGGAAAUGCCUGUAUUUGGUGUCCUACUGUUGAUAUGGCACAUUGGACUGUCACUUGGAGGUAACACAUACUUCCAAGACAAGGUGAUUGUGCAGAAGAAUGCAGAGUUCAAUAAGGAAUACAAUGAUUCUGUCAAUGCCGAACAACAAAAUAUAUACGCCUUCAACCACACAAUGCUUAGGAACAAGACAGAUGGAGUCAGAGUUUCUGUCAAUGUACUAUCUGAUCAGAAGGCGACACCACUACUAUUUGUGGUCAGACAGAAGGAGGCUGUGGUGUCCUUCCAGGUGCCAUUGGCACUAAGGGGCCAGUACCAGCGUAAUUACUUGUAUCAAGAUGUUGGACGCACAUUGUGCCAGCCACCAACCAGAGCAGAAGCCGAAACGGAGUCAUUCUACGUAGAUGUCUCCACCUUGGCAGAGAAGAAUACCACAUACCGCCUACGUGUCACACAUGUAGAGAACUUUGUUCUUCAGACAAAUGGACCAUUCAAUUUUAACGCAACUCCUGCUCAGCCACAGUAUUUUAAGUACCUUUUUCCUGAGGGGGUGGAAUCCGUGAUUGUAAAAGUCUCCUCUUCCAGUGUGUUUCCCUGCUCUGUCAUCUCCGUCCAAGAUAUCCAGUGCCCUGUUUAUGACCUUGAUAAUAAUGUGGCCUUUAUUGGGAUGUAUCAGACAAUGACUAAAAAAGCUGCAAUCACUGUGCAGAGAAAAGAUUUUUCCAGUGGUGGUUUCUAUGUUGUGGUUGUGGUAAAAACUGAAGAUGAAGCCUGUGGGGGGGCUCUGCCUUUAUUUCCCUUACACCAAGAUAUUCCUGUUGAUCAUUUAAGCCGUCAGAAGAAUCUUGAAGUGUUGGUCAGCCCAGCAAUAAACAGAAAUGUCUAUGUUGCCGGCAUGCUCUUCUGUUUAGGUGUUUUUUUGUCUUUCUACCUGGUGGCUCUGCUCAUAUCCUGUUGGGAGCAAUAUCGGAAAAAAAAUAAGUCUGAAGACCCUUUUUUGAAUUCAGCAUCAUCCCUGAAUGAUGAAACAGCCUCAUUACUUGGGAAGCCUCCCAUGUGUCCAAAAUAUGAUGCCUGUGGCUAUGGUUCAAUUGCAGCUCAGCACAGCAGCUCUGUUCCUAGCCCAGAGGAUUGUACUGACAGCUUGGUCUCUUCUGGUGAAGCCACAUAUAGUUAUACAGGUCUGGAGCAGUUCAAACGCCGCUCCCUAUGCUACACCCCGCAGCCUCUGAGCUCGUCCUUUGACCGCUCUCUGGAGAACCUUGUAUCGCGCAAUCGGCUUGAGUCACUUAGCUCUGUGGAAGAAGACGAUUAUGAUACACUGACGGAUAUUGAGUCUGACAAAAAUGUGAUAAGGACUAAGAAGUUUCUUUGUGUUUCUGAUUUGGCACGAAAAGACAAACGUGUCAUGCGGAAAAAGUACCAAAUCUACUUCUGGAAUAUCUCCACAAUAGCAGUGUUUUAUGCACUGCCUGUCAUACAGCUUGUUAUUACCUACCAGACAGUGGUAAAUGUGACUGGAAACCAAGACAUCUGCUAUUAUAACUUCCUCUGUGCUCAUCCACUGGGUUCUUUAAGUGCCUUCAACAACAUACUAAGUAACUUAGGCUAUGUGAUGCUUGGGCUUCUCUUUCUUGUCAUUGUGUUGCAGAGAGAACUCAGUCAUAACCACAACCGCAUGAAUAUCAGGGGUCAGCUUCAGGAAUGUGGAAUCCCCAAACAUUUUGGUUUGUUUUAUGCAAUGGGUACUGCUCUGAUGAUGGAAGGCCUUCUUAGCGCUUGUUACCAUGUGUGCCCAAACUACACAAACUUUCAGUUUGACACUUCCUUCAUGUAUAUGAUUGCUGGCCUGUGUAUGCUAAAACUGUACCAGAAGAGACACCCUGAUAUUAAUGCAAGCGCCUAUAGUGCUUAUGCCUGCCUAGCUAUUGUUAUCUUCUUCUCUGUAGUUGGUGUGGUUUUUGGGAACGGGAACACAAUUUUCUGGGUUGUAUUCUCGGUGAUUCAUAUCUUGUUCACGCUACUCCUGAGUACACAACUCUAUUAUAUGGGGCGUUGGAGACUAGACUCUGCAAUUUUACGACGUAUUUUUCAUGUUCUGUACACUGACUGUGUGAGACAAUGCAGCCCUCCCAUGUAUGUGGACCGCAUGGUUCUGCUUGUCAUGGGAAACAUUGUAAACUGGUCCUUGGCAGCGUAUGGACUCAUCGUCAGACCUAAAGAUUUUGCUUCCUAUCUCCUUGCUAUUGGAAUCUGUAACUUGUUGCUCUACUUUGCAUUCUACAUCAUCAUGAAGCUUCGCAGCGGGGAACGUAUACUGCCAAUCCCACUCCUCUGCAUCACCUGCACCUCUGUGGUUUGGGGAUUUGCCUUGUUCUUCUUUUUCCAAGGACUUAGCACCUGGCAGAAAACUCCUGCUGAAUCCAGAGAACACAACAGAAAUUGCAUUUUGCUUGGUUUCUUUGAUGAUCAUGAUAUUUGGCACUUCUUGUCAUCUAUUGCAAUGUUUGGCUCUUUCCUGGUACUACUCUUUCUAGAUGACGACUUGGACAGUGUACAGAGAGACAAGAUCUUUGUAUUCUAAGUUCUGCUUCUACAUAAUUGAAUAUUAUUUAUUAAGAAAUUAAUGAAUAAGAAAUACCAUUCUAGGUAUAGUACUAUUUAGUACUACAUUGGAGGGCUCUGCUCUGCUCAUUUUGGGACCUGCGGAAAGAAAGGUGGAAUGGAUAAUUUCUAAACACUUUGCAAAAAUAAAGAGAAGAAGAGAUUUGCUCUCUAUGAAACUACUGAAAGUUGAAGCUAUUGUUAUGUCCGUCCUGGCAGCAAAUGCAAGAAAUAACUGCAUCUCUGAGGAUGUUGUUUAUUCUUUUGAAUGAAGGUGAUCAAACUGCACUUUAUUGCUAUAUAGGCCAGUUUUCAAUAUGUGUGGUCAUCAGUGUGGUCCACUGCUGCUUUUGUAUCUUUAUGGACCACAAGGUGUCAUUGUUUCUCUUCUUGAUGCCAAAAGGAAUUGACUCUGUUUUUGUUUUGAUAGCUAGCUCUUAAAUUCUUUUAUUCUUUUUUUGUCACCAUGUUAUUUAUUUAAUGCCUUGUCAGCUAGCCAUGCAUUGGAUUAAUACUGUAUUUAAAAAGAAAUGAAUUUGGCUGAUCCAUCUAUCUUUUAUUACAGUGCUCUGAAAUGCCUUCAUAUUAGCCAAUCAGCCUUCCAUAACACAGAAUAUCUUUCAAUUGUGGAGCCAGGUACAUGCAGCCUUUUGAAACGGACCUAUUUCUUGAAUACAUUUUAACUAGGGAUAGUGCAAGUAAGGGGUGCUGCUAUUUGUUUUAUGCCAACAGAUCCAAACAAAUUGUUUGCCAAGGUGAAGCCCUUACUGAUAUGUAUAUAGGCUGGAUCUGUAUCAGGGCAGCGCCAGUAAGAAAAUGUGCCAUCUUUUCCUCUUUGGCCGCGCCCCGUGUUUAACACCUGCUUUUAUUUCUUGUUUGUUUUAUACUCCUGAGAUUAAAAAAUACAAACAAACCAAA
This is a messenger RNA of Xenopus tropicalis (tropical clawed frog), 5768 nucleotides long. RefSeq names its product SID1 transmembrane family member 2 (gene sidt2). Gene Ontology annotation, cellular component: membrane. The transcript is spliced from 28 exons. The record is from RefSeq and is a predicted model, not a curated record. NCBI's taxonomy places the organism in Eukaryota, Metazoa, Chordata, Amphibia, Anura, Pipidae. The coding region runs from base 2254 to 4830 and encodes 858 amino acids.